AGAGCGCCAGACUACCAACCGUCUAAUUGGAAGCGCGCCGCACCUGUUUGACAUUUUGUGCAUUGUUUUUAAUUACUGAGUGAUAUUUUGACGCAACAUCAAGUUUGUACAUCUGCUGUUGUUGUUAUACAUUUGGUUGAUACCAGCUUUUACAUAAUUCACAAAAAGACGCAAAAGUAAUCAACGCAAAUCAUGUUCAGAGGAAAGAUGAAACUGAACUUUGAGCAGCAGCUCAAUAAAGACGGGAAUCUUGGCCCCGCCCUGGUGAUGGAAGGAGAAGACCUGGACGAGAUUCCAUUGAUCCCGAACAGUCAGAGCCAUCGCCUGAUCGGUAUCAACGUCAGUCAGAAUCAAAUCAGCGAGCUACCGACGCAGCUCAAGGAUUUCAAGAAGCUGGAAUUCCUUACGUUGACAAAUAAUUUAUUCACUGCGCUGCCUCCUUUUCUCGGACAGUUGUCAAGCCUUCGUAUUCUGAACCUGAGUAAUAAUCAACUCUCCUCUCUCCCGGAGGAGAUGGAAGAUCUUGAUGAGCUCCAGGAACUUUUCUUAGAUAACAACAAAUUUGACGUCGUCCCGUCUGCUCUGUUCAAGAUGCCUUGGUUGAAGGAGCUUUACAUGCAGCACAAUAACCUGGAAGAGAUACCUGCGGCCAUGAGCAAGAUGACGGGACUGAAAGUCCUUAUCAUGGACUACAACAAGAUCACAGCGGUGCCACCAGAGGUCGGGAUGAUGGAACUGGACGAGUUGUACGUUCAACACAACAAAAUCGAGACUGUUCCAGAAGAAGUGAAAAUAAAGAAAUUCAAGCUGCUGGACAACCCGGUGGAUCCAAGCGGGCUGUAAACUUAAAUGGAAUUUCGGUUUUUUUUUUUUAGAUGGUGCCUUUAAAAAAAAAGGAAACGAUUCAGUACUUAUUGAAAAAUUUGAGAUUGGUAAUACUCAUUACUGCCCUUAAAGGUAGGGUCAUAGUGUGGUUGCCUACAAUACUCCUUCUUAUUAAAAGGAAUUUUUUUCUCAUUUUCAUUUGUUCGUUUGUUUUGAAAGCCAGAUAUUGUUUCAAAUGGAUCCUUUUAGCAAACCAGCGUGCUACUAAUCUUUUGAAGAAAUUGCUAACUUAAUAGUGCCGGGAUUAAUAUUUUGAAUAUUUUAUGAGUUAUGAAUACAACAAAUCAAUAUAUCAGAUGUGGCUAGGUUUCUUGAGUCGCCUCUGAAAUGAUGUCCUUGGGCAACAGGAAAAGCUAUAAUCAUCUUGAGCGAUAGAACGUGUCUGUUGCUUCUGUAUGUACAAUGUAUGAUGAAUUUAUCAGCGCUGACCAUCAAACAAGACCAAUUGGACUCAAGUAAUAUCAUUCUGUAUCCCUAGCAGUAAAUUAACAUACCAUAUUAUACUUGGAUACAUACAUGUAGCAUUACAAAUGACACAGUCAUAAUGACUUUUAAAUGUAGCGUUGGAAAUUGGAAAAGACAAUGUCAUUCCCAGACUGAGAACAGCUAAUGUGACAAAAAAAGACCAAGCAUACAACUGCAUGUAAAAAAAUUGCGGCACUCAGCAAGUCACAGUAAGGUUUAAGCCAGCUGGCGAAAACUAUGAAAGACUUGACAACAGAAGUGAAGAAACGAAACAAGCUCAAACAGAACAAUAAAAUUGUUUCACCUGACUGUUUUUCCUCAAUCGGACUAUUGUUUGUUUUACCCUUCACAUGAUUCUGAAUAAAAUGAAUGACCAGUUUAAAAUGUAAGAGCAAGUGAUUUGUGAUACUUAUCUUAGGCCAUUAAAGUGGUGGUUGGUUGUUGUCCAGAAAUGUAUGUGCUUAGUAGACAUAAUUGCACCCUUUUAUAUAAAGUUGUAAAUUAGCACUCGCAUCUUUCAGCAUCUUUGUCUUUCACUGGAAAUGCGGCUCGUUGUUAAUUUAUCAUUAGGCCUAUGACUUGAAUCUGUAAUUUAUCUGGCACUUUUGACAGUCAAUGUGAAAUUCUAGAGGGUGAGUUUUAGGUAGCACUGUGACAUGUGUUUUGACAACUCGACAUUGCAUCAGAGUUCUCUGAUUUUUCUCAGGUUACUUAGCUAAUUUGUUUGCUUAUAAAUGUAAAGGCCUUGUCACACAGGGCAACUUUUCAGGCAACUUUGAGGCAACUAGUUGAAUGCAAGAAGCAGCACAAGAUACAUUAUUGUAGCUGUAACUCACGACACAACGAGAAACCUGAAAUGUGAAUGGAUUUUCUUGGUUGCCUGUAAAUUGCCUUGUGUGACAUGUAAUAAAGAGCCACAGUAGAGCCUGGACUUCCCGCAGGCACAAAUUGUGCACAGCUUAAUUGAAGAAAGUACUUUCCCUUUUUUAUUGAGAUGGUACUGUUUAGUUUUGAACAACUGUUGAAGACCAUAAUGAACUUUGUUUACAAUAAGUGUGACCUAGCUUGUACAUUCUUUCAGUAUUCUGGCAGGCACAAUACUACAUAGUCCUAUGGGAAAGUUGAAAUUGUGUGUCAUAAUUUCCACACAAAUGGAAGAACUAUGAAAUUAAAAGCUGGACAAGUUUUGAGGUGCACCCCCUUUCAUCAUAUCAAAAGUUGACAAGAAAAACACAGUGCA
Molecule: messenger RNA, 2590 nt
Organism: Asterias rubens (European starfish)
Lineage: Eukaryota; Metazoa; Echinodermata; Asteroidea; Forcipulatida; Asteriidae
Product: leucine-rich repeat-containing protein 40-like
Exons: 2
Coding region: 193-843 (216 amino acids)
Molecular function (GO): protein binding
Source: RefSeq, a predicted model, not a curated record